AUGCGUGAAAACCUUAUCAGGAAUAUCACAUUGACGUUAGGUGAAAUAAGAACAAGCAUGGCCAAGAAAUACUAUUACGCUGUCCAGAAUGGACGUAACGAAGGUGUCUACAGCUCAUGGAACGACUGUAAGUCGCAGAUUGAUGGUUACGCCGGCGCAGUUUAUAAGAAAUUCACAUCUUAUGGUGAAGCUCAGGCCUUCUCGAAAUCCAAUUCUGGUUACUCAAGCAGUUCAUCUACCAACAAUGUUAUCAGUGGUACAACAUUAAGCAGUACUAAUAGUAGGUCUUCCAAUAACAAUGGUUAUGGUAGUUCAUACCUAAGCUCUUACUCUCGGCCUAGUAAUUCUGGUACUCAAACUAGUGCUGGCUCCAGUAGACAAUCAAAACCGUCGCCUAGUUCUUAUGUGUCACUAUCAUACAAUGGUGGUGGCAGCUAUGGUGGUGUCCAUAAGAAAAGUGUUUCUUCUUAUUCUUUCACCACUCCCAGUUCCAAAAACUAUUAUGCUGUAAAGAGCAACAACCCUGAAAUUCAAAGCAAAAUUUUCAAGAAUUGGAAAGACUGUAGAUCAUAUGCUUAUAGAAAAAAGGGUUUGUCAUACAUGAAGUUUGAUUCUGAGGGAGGUGCUAAUAGCUAUAUCAGUGGUGUAUCUAAUGAUGUGACUGAUUAUGGCCACAUUAACGAAACCCAAGAGAGUUUUACUCAGAAAUAUAGCAUAUCUACCAAAACUCAGAAAUAUUCCAAAUUAGCAAAUGUAUAUUGCGAUGGAUCAUCCUUAUCUAAUGGGACAGAUAAUGCUAGAGCUGGUUAUGGUGUUUAUUUUGAAGGUGAGCCUCAAAACAAUAUUUCAGAAAGGUUAAAGGGAGGUCAGCAGACAAAUAAUAGAGGUGAAAUUCAGGCUGUAUCUAGUGCCCUUGAAACUAUUUGGGGAAAUUUAACUUCAACUGAAGAUAAGAAUAUCUAUAAGAUUAAAACUGAUUCUGAGUAUGUGGUUAAACUUUUGAAUGAUAGAUAUUACACAUAUUCCGAUAAGAAGAUUAACUCUUUACCUAACAAUGAUCUAAUUAAGCCUUUAAUUCAAAAUUAUGUAAAGGUUAAGAAAUAUUAUGAGAUUAAUAAUGAUCACUUCGAUGAAGGUAAUAAAUUUCAAGUGGAAUGGGUCAAAGGUCAUGCUGGACAUGAAGGUAAUGAAAUUGCUGAUGAAUUAGCUAGGCAAGGUGCCGCCAAAGAAUGA
This is a messenger RNA of Maudiozyma barnettii, 1233 nucleotides long. RefSeq names its product RNA-DNA hybrid ribonuclease (gene RNH1). Gene Ontology annotation, molecular function: nucleic acid binding; RNA-DNA hybrid ribonuclease activity. The transcript has a single exon. Lineage: Eukaryota; Fungi; Ascomycota; Saccharomycetes; Saccharomycetales; Saccharomycetaceae. The coding region runs from base 1 to 1233 and encodes 410 amino acids. The record is from RefSeq and is a predicted model, not a curated record. Gene Ontology annotation, biological process: DNA replication, removal of RNA primer.